Molecule: messenger RNA, 957 nt
Organism: Calliphora vicina (urban bluebottle blowfly)
Lineage: Eukaryota; Metazoa; Arthropoda; Insecta; Diptera; Calliphoridae
Gene: Twdlalpha
Product: Tweedlealpha
Exons: 3
Coding region: 1-957 (318 amino acids)
Source: RefSeq, a predicted model, not a curated record
AUGCGCACUUUGUGCUCAAUGGCUGCUUUAGCUUUGGCUAAGCCACAAUACAAUUAUGGUAGUGGUAUUUCGGGAAGCUUUGGAGGCACUGCUGGAAGUUCUGGCAACGUCGGAGGCUUCAGCGGUCUUGGCUUUGGAGGAUUGGGCGGUAGUUCUGGGGGUUCAUUGGGAGGUAGUGCUAUAAAAUUCCAGGGAGGUAGUGGUGGUGGAUUCUCUUCAGGAUCUAUUGGCGGUGGUUCUUCAUUUGGUUCUGGAUCUACAGGUGGUGGUUCUCUUGGCGGUGGUUCAUCAUUCGGUGGUUUCCAAUCAACUUCAUCAUCGAACUAUAAUCAAUUUUCUCAACAGCAACAGCAACAACAGCACUCUGCCCAAUUUGAAGCUCCUUUCGUGCACAAACAAUUCAUCACUGUUGCUGCACCAGAAGAUAAUGAAAAUUUGGAACGCACCAAACACUUAGUUAUUGGUCGCCCUCAAAAGAACUAUCGUGUAGUUUUCAUUAAAGCGCCAUCAUCGAGCAAUGCCAAUGUCAAAUUGUCUGCUGAAUAUGCUCCUCAAGAAGAAAAGACAGUCAUUUAUGUUUUGUCCAAAAAGGAUAGCUCUUUGGAAGUUGGUGACAUCGCCACACCUGCUCCAUCAGUGCCCAGCAAACCUGAAGUAUUCUUCAUUAAAUACAAGACCGAAGAAGAAGCCCAACAUGCUCAAAAACAAAUUCAAGCUGAAUACGAUAGAAUCGAAGGCUCUUCUGAACAUACUGAUGCUGGUGUUGCUCCCCAACAGUCAGUUGUUGGUAUUUUGGAUGGAGUUAGUGGUGGAGCUUCAGGUGGUAGUGCUGGUGCUGGUGCUGAUUUCGGUGGUGCUGGUUCUGGAAUUUCCGGUUCAUUUGUUGGUGGUUCUUCAAGCUCUACUAGCCACAACGCCGCUAAAUCUUCAGCGUACUUGCCUCCAGCUGGUCAUUAA